Molecule: messenger RNA, 7544 nt
Organism: Lonchura striata (white-rumped munia)
Lineage: Eukaryota; Metazoa; Chordata; Aves; Passeriformes; Estrildidae
Gene: CRACD
Product: capping protein inhibiting regulator of actin dynamics
Biological process (GO): negative regulation of barbed-end actin filament capping; maintenance of gastrointestinal epithelium
Source: RefSeq, a predicted model, not a curated record
UGAGCGGCGGCGGCCGCGCUGCCAUGGGGCGGCCGCCACGGGGGCGGCAUCCGACGGGCUGGGCGGCACCGCGCCCGCAGCAGCCACCGCCGCUUCCUUCUGGCAGCACGGACAGGGAGCCCAGGCAGCCUGGGAGAAUGUCAACCUCUGGUCCCUAGCAACAUAUCCUGACUUCUGAUCACUUAUAUUAAAGAAAAACACCCAUUUCAGAGAGAGUGCAAGACUGCCUGGAAGUAGAAAAUACCACACCCCACCUUAAAAAAGCUUCAAUAUUCUCCAUUGACUGCAUAUAGCUUUGGAGUGCUUGAGUGAGUUGGUGAUCUGUGGGGUUUUUAACAAGCAGAGAAGAUCAAGUCUGAAGUUUCUCUGACUUCGUCUGAAAUUGUAGGCAUGAUCAAUUUGUUUAAGAAACCUUACAAGAAAAAGGCAGGCAAAUUCCAGCCUUUCAAGAAGCUCUUCGGCAAGAGGAAGAAAAGAGAGCCCGCCUCGGAGUGCGAGGAGCCCAAGCUGAAGCCCAGCCACUCCUUCGGCAGCAUCUGCAACGGCGCCUUCUCCUCGGAUGAGGAGCGCGGCGGGCUGAGAUCCUCCCAUUAUUCUAUGGGCAGUCGAGCUUUUUCCCAUGACAGUAUUUUCAUACCUGAUGGGAGAACAGAGGGUGAACAGGCCAUUCAAGCAAUGUCACAGGAGAACGUUUUAGGGAAAGUCAAAAUUCUUCAGCAACAGUUGGCCAAAAAUAUAAAAUUUGGGCAGCCUCCACAAAUGACAAUAUCUGCAAGGACGAUGGGGGAAGCAAAUGCCAGUACAGAAGAUGAUGCACUGCUCAGCAGCCCCAUGGAGACUGAGACCCAGCAGGACACGGUGAUCUCAGACUGCACUAAUAAAUCCACUGACACUCCAGAUUUCUUGAGAAAAAUGAAUUUUCUUGGAACAGGACAUGAAAUGGAAGAAAAGGUCACUCCAAUUAAAUCAACUCGGCCAAAAAGACAGUUUUCCUGUUCUGGCACAAUUGAAACAAUCAAUUUGGAUUCAGUUCCGCAGGCUCUUGCUCGUCUAGACAACAGUGCAGCUAAGCACAAACUGUCAGUGAAGCCAAAAAAGCAGAGGAUGUCAAGGCAGCACAAGAGAUUGACAAAGGGAUCACAAAGUUUAACAAUAACAGAAUUUGAGCCAGAGGAUCUAGAAACGCAGCUGUAUGAGGACAUAUACCCAGGUUAUAAUGGACGCUUCACAGCAGACAAGCUAAUCCAGGACAGAGAUGAGCAUAAGCAGCUUCAGCUGGCAGAGGAAAAAAGAAUUGAAGAUCAGUGGGGUAUCCUUGAAGCUGAAAGGAUAAGACAGAUUGUAGAAAUGGAAGAACAAAGAGAAAUGGAAGAAAAAAGGUGCCAAGAACUCGAAGAGAUGCAGAAAGAACAGGAAAAAAGAUGCUAUGAAGAAGAUAGGAGGCAAUACCUCCUUGAAGGAGAGACAUCUUUGAAAAUAGAAGAGCAAACAUGCCAUAAAGAGGAAAGAAGACUGAUGAAGGCUGAAAAAAGGCCAGAGCUGGAGGACCAGAUGCAGAAGGAGUUGGAGAAGCAACAAAGACAAAAUCUGGAGGAGAAGAGGCACUGGGAAGUGGAGGAGCAACAAAGACGAGAGCUGGAGGAACAGAAGCUUAAGGAACAGGAGGAACAACAGAGACAAGAGCUGGAGGUGCAAAAGCUCAAGGAACAGGAGGAACAACAGAGACAAGAGCUGGAGAUGCAGAAGCUUAAGGAACAGGAGGAACAACAGAGACAAGAGCUGGAAGUACAAAAGCUCAAGGAACAAGAGGAGCACCAGAGAGAAGAGCUGGACAGGCAGCAACACCAGCAAUGGGAGGAACAACUGAGACUAAAGCAGGAGGAAGAGAAGAACCGGGAACAGGAAGAGCAAGAGAGACGAGAGCUGGAGGAGCAGAAGCACCAGGAACAGGAAGAGAAGAGAUGUCAGGAAUUGGAGGAGAAGCAUCAGGAAUGGGAAGAGCAGAAGCAGAAGGCUCUGGAGGAGAAACAGAGACAAGAGCUGGAGGAACAGAAGAGGCUAGCACCAGAAGAAUUAAAGCAACAUAGGACUGAAAAAGACAGUCAAAAGGAAGAAGAAAGAAAAUGGCUGGAGGAACAAGCAGAGCUCAAGAAACAAAAUAAGGAAGAAAUACAGCAACAAGAGCUAGAAAGGAAAGAGCUUGAAGAAAUUGAAAUAAAACUGAAUCAGGAGGAAGAGCCUGAGAGCCUCAAACGAGAGAAGGAACAGGAAGAACAAAGACAUCAUUUGAAGGAGAAAGAAAAGACAGAGAAAGAACAACCCCAGCAAGUGACAGAUAAGAAACAGAAACGGGAAGAGCAGAGAAAACACAAACUAACAAAACAAAUGCACAUGGAAAGUUCAGACUGUGUUCUACAAGAUGAACUGAAGCAGCAAAAGGAAGAAAAUGGACAUGAAUGCAACAAGCUGAAAGAGCAGAAGGUAGACACAGAAGGACAAAAUCUUCAGCCAAAACAAAAAAAAUCCUUGGAACAGCCACAGGAAAAAGAUGAGUUGUGUUCUGCUGGAGGGUCUGCUAGGCAUCCAGCAGAGGAGAAACUCCAAGAAGGAUCAAGUUCCCAAAAAGUCAAACGGCCAGAAAAAGGGACUAAAACAGCAGAAGAAAUACUAGCCCAGAAACUGAAAAGAGAAGUUGAGGCUCAGGAGCAAAAACGCAUAGGGGAAGAACUGCGGUGGCAAGAGGUAGAUGAAAGACAAAUGGCAUCCAGACCUUUCACAUUUCAAGUGUCUUCUGGAGAUAAACAGAUCAUAUUUCAGAAAGUAAAUCUGAGUCCUGUUAUGCCCAUCAAAGGAGCAGGACUCUCUUCUCCAUCUGCCAAAGACAGCAGGGUGCACACUACCAGUAAGGGCUCUCAUUCCCUCCCAUCAUCUGUGUGUGUACCCCACACAGCUAUUUUGGUUACUGGAGCACAGCUGUGUGGCACAGCAGUGAACUUGAACCAGAUUAAGGACACGGCUUGCAAAUCAUUACUUGGCUUAACAGAAGAGAGGAAAAAUGUGGAUAUUCCCUCUCCAGAGAAAUCUGAGAGAAAAAAACAGGAUCCUAAACCCAGCAGCAGUAAAAUGAAACAUGCACAAGAGGCACUGAACAACCAGGCCGUACUGGCUGAGUGGGCCUCUAUCCGCUCCAGAAUCCUAAAGAAUGCAGAAAACAACAAAUAUAAUGAGAGAGACCGAGUGACUGCCUGCAGGCACAGUGAUGACUGGACACCCCGAGGACGUGGUGCUCCCCACGGCAACUUGAGGAAAACCCUCUCUGCAAAUGCAAAGUUCUCAAUAACACCAGCAUGGCAGAAAUUUUCAGACGUUUCAAAAACCAAUUCAGAUGCUGAGAAUGUGCAUGUGGCAAAAGGCAAUGAAACAGUGGCUGUGGGGAGAACCACUGGCUCAUCUGCUGAUUCAAAGGAGGAUGUGGUUUCCACUUUUAAGGAUAACUUAGCUGAAAAACCUAAAGAGAAAAUGGAAACCCAUAGGGAAGUGACAGACAACACUGAAGGCUGUAAAUUUGCAAAAGAUCUUCCAUCAUUCCUUGUACCAAGUUUUCCACAGUCUAUGGGGAAGGAAUCAUCCCAGCCAGAACUUCCCAAUGCUCUGGAAAAUCAGCAGAGUAACAGCACAAGAAAAGCAGAUAAGCCACCACCAAAUGGAGAAGAAAAUGUUUCUCCUUUUGGGAUAAAGUUACGAAGGACAAACUACUCUUUACGUUUUCAUUAUGACCAACAGGCAGAGCAAAAGAAAAAGAAAAGAUACAGUGCAGGAGACAGUUUUGAUGGUGUGCCUGACCCACUCACCUCAACAGAAGGUGAGAAAGAAUCCUCUGUUUUCACUUCAAAAGAAAGUACCUCUCCUGGCACUGGGAGAGCAAACAUCCCUGGUAAUUUAAAAGACUCUUCAGUUACCGUGGUGGAGUUUUCAACACCUGUGGGCACACCAGUGGUCUCACCAACCACUGGCCAGAGUGCUUUACCUGCUCAUGAGAAACCAGCAUGCAAGUCACUGGUCCCACAAAAACCUGCUUUAGCUCCAAAGCCCACCAGCCAGACCCCACCACCAUCUCCUCUCUCUAAAAUGAACAGAUCAAACCUAUCUGAAAUGCUGGGGCAAAGAGUGGUUAAAGCUGAAUCAGAUGGUGGCUGGAGAAAAGAAGACAGACCAAAUGCAACCAUACCAUCCAAUGACUACAAAAAUGAAGAGGAAGAAAUCAAAGAAAAGAAGUCAUUUUUCCCAUCUCUAAGUAUUCCAUGGAGAGAAAAAAAUGACAAAAAGCCUGAGCCAUUGAAGAAAGAAAAGCCUGUCCUUCAGAGCAGGCACUCUGUAGAUGGCUCUAAAUUGUUGGAAAAAGUGGAAACUUCACAACCACUUUGGAUUACAUUAGCACUGCAAAAGCAAAAGGGAUUUCGUGAGCAGCAAGCUACGAGGGAAGAGAGAAGACAAGCAAGAGAGGCAAAGCAAGCAGAGAAACUGGCUAAAGAAAAUGCUGCUGUAAGUAAUCAGUCAGAUAAUAAAAGUAGCAGCAGCAAAACAAGCACACUGCAGAAAUCUACAACUCAAGAAGGAGAGAAGAAAAUUGAUACUGCUGUGUCAAGACUAGAAAGAAGGGAGCAUCUAAAAAAGUCGAACACCCUUCCAACUUCUGUGACAGUGGAAAUUUCAGAUUCUGUUCCAUCAACCCCAGUGACAAAGGAGGUGGCCAAGAGAUUCUCUACGCCUGAUGCUAACCCAGUGUCAACAGAACCAGCCUGGCUUGCCUUAGCCAAGAGGAAAGCAAAAGCCUGGAGUGACUGUCCACAGAUCAUAAAGUAAACUGUAAAGUUACAUCUCUGUUGCUGACUAUUAAUUGCUUUAUUUUAUUUAUUCUGCUUUUUACACAUGACAAAACUGAAAAUGCAUGUAUUGGAAGGACUGAAAACUGAACUAAUUACCAUUUUGCUCUAGCUCACUGUAAAGUCUACUCAAGUCAUAUAUUCCAUUGCUUUGACAAAUAGCUAAAGGACGUCAAAGGACGGCAAAAAUCUCACAGCCAGACUCUCUCAAAAACUUAAGAGUGCUCAGAUACUGGAUGUAAAUUUUAGCAGGUAUCAUAAAUAAGGGCCAGAACAGAAUAAGAGUUCAGAUGCUUUUUAAAUUAUGUUGGUAUUCAGUUCUGGAAUUUUACAUCUCUAUGUUUGAGAUCUCAGAAAUUUUUUCAGAACUUCGUUGUUGAAAUUAAGGAAAGAUGCAUGUUUCCUUCUCUUAAGUCUUAAUUUAUUUAAAUAUGUUAAACUGUAUGAACUGCCAGUUCUGCCUGCUAUUUGAAAGCUUUUUCCCUAAGGAAGAGCUUCAGAAUACACUAUUCCACAUGCAAAUGAAAAGUGAUGGUACCAUUCAAAUGCUGAGGUAAUUUCUUUCAUCACAGGAUUAAUAUACUACAUCUAUAUACCACCACUUUUAAGAAGAAAACAAUUAAUCCUACUUAAAAAGCCACAAUUUUUAAACAAAUGUCAUUAAGUUCUCACAAAGAAGUCAGGGAUUCACUGUUUCUUCUAGACAUUUAAGUGCAUCACUGUUUAUGCUUGGCCAUAUUUAUGCUGCAUAGACAGUGAUUGUGGCUUACAACUUUAAAUCAAUUGACUGGAAUUAACCUGCUCCUGUGUGAAUGCAAAUUCCUCCAGAAUUUGUCUCAGUAAGUUCCCAUGGGAGUAGACUGGCAGAACUGAAGUUAACUGAGAACUGAGAAGGAAGUCAGUGAGAGUUAUAGGAGUUUUAACUCUGCAUUCUUCCUGACUUUACUCCACAUGCAACUUCAGGCAGUUCAGAUAACUUCCUGUACUUUGACCAAUAUAGCCAGAACACUUCAAAAAGAAGUUUACUUACCCCAUCUCAGGUAUCUGGUGUGGCAAUUGAACACUUUAUUACUUCACAUAACUAAACCAGAAACGUCCACCCCCUCCCUCUUACAAAAAAAGGAUAAAGUCCAUAAAUGUAAUAAAAAUGUCACUAUCCUCAACAUCCCACAGAAAUCUCUAGGCCUGCAUUUUAAAAUAUCACCCAAUUAAAUAAAUCAACUGAGUUUGUUUUACAAGAAAGCCUUUAAAAAAAUUUGAAAGUCUCCUUCAAACCAAAGGGCUCAAAGGAACCUUUAAGCCUACAACAUCAUAAAGGAGGACAUUUUCAUGAAAAGAAAUUACAUCAUUCUAGAAUGAUACAACAUAUGCUUCAUGGAAGUGUUUUAGCCAAACUGCUGUAAGCAGCAUGAGAAAGAGUGUUUUAAACUACGCAGGAAACAGAAUGAAACCUGUUGUACACUCUGUUCCCAGAAUUAAAAAGGAGUUUCAGCAAAAAUCAUUGGCAAGUACAGCCUUUCCCACUGAACAGAAGAGAGGGGCUCAGUAUCAUGGUUACAGUAGCACAAACACAAUGGAUGUGUUAGAUCAAGUACCUGUACAGCAGCAAGAUGAGCUUUCUUGGGUGUCUUAAGCCAUUAGUUUUGCUCAGUUUCAUAUUUAAAACUAGAAUCUCUAAAGUAAUCUUUACCAGGAAUUUAAGUAAUUAAUAUCUUUUAAGCAGAAAUGAGACAAUGCUGCUCUCAAAUGCUUCGGAAAAAAAAACCCAACUUAAUGCCUUCAAUAACUGAAGAAAGGAUUGGCCCUGUAAUUCCUUUUGCUCUGCUAGCACCUGGAAUUAGUGCAUCUUAAAGUUAAAUUUAUAUUUUUUCCAUGUUUGUUUGCCUGCAGUAUGGAUAUGUAAUAACUAAACUGCCUGAAAUCCAUCUUUACAAUUAUUUAUUGGGAGGGGGAGACAGGUAGAAAUGCAGAGAAGGUGAAGUAAAUCAGGAUUAAAGAUACUGAUAUUUUGUAAAGCAUAGCAAAAUUAGGUGCUAUUGUGCAUGACAUAAGGAUGCAAUUUUCCAAUACAAUCCAUUCAUAGCACAGAGAAUAGAGCUUUCAUUAAGGAUGGUCCUAAGCUAAAGCUUCAAAGCAGAGUUUUUUUCCAACCAUAAAGGUAUCUAGUGUAACAAUGGAAACUGUAUUAUGUACAGUACUUGAUGGAAACAUUUCUAAAGCGUACAUGUGCAACAGUGACAUUUCAGUUAAAUUAACAAAGAUUUGCACUAAAUACCAAUGAAGUGAAGUUUCACUUUGCUUUAGCUUUGUUGCAACCAUUUCUGAUAAAGUAUUGGAAAUCUGUAAAAAUAAAUCCAAACCACUACUACCCAGUUUAAAACAGCAAAAAUGUUUUAAGGACUGAAUAAACCACUAUGUAGUAUAUUGUCUCAAUUUUUUGUAACUUAUACAAACACAAAAUACCAUUUCUUUUGACAAGGUUAUAUAUGAUUAACCUCUAUGUUCAUAUAGUAAUGUAUAAAAACUACAAGAUGUAUAAUUGUGGGGUAUUUGUUGUGUACCUUUUUUAAUUUUUCAAAUGUUUUAAAGUGCAAUUGUUUAUUAUACUGUCAUUUUAAAUCUUAUUAAACUAUAACCUGGUCAGAAUUAUCUAAUCAUUGA